Molecule: messenger RNA, 411 nt
Organism: Cutaneotrichosporon cavernicola
Lineage: Eukaryota; Fungi; Basidiomycota; Tremellomycetes; Trichosporonales; Trichosporonaceae
Gene: COX6
Exons: 3
Coding region: 1-411 (136 amino acids)
Biological process (GO): mitochondrial electron transport, cytochrome c to oxygen
Cellular component (GO): mitochondrial inner membrane
Source: RefSeq, a predicted model, not a curated record
AUGUUCGUCGCCCGCUCCCUCCGUCUCUCAGCCCGCCCCGCCCUCGCAAAGGCCGUCGCACGCCCCGCAGCCCUCACCGCGGUCCGCUUCUCGUCGUCCCAGGCCGAGGAGAGCUACGAGGAGUUCAACGCCCGGUACCGCCAGUUCUUCAACGACGUGACCGACCUCUUUGAGCUCCAGCGUGGCCUCAACAACGCGUUUGCCUACGACCUCGUCCCCUCCACCGAGGUUGUUGAGGCUGCCCUCCGCGCCUCGCGCAAGGUUAACGACUACGCCACCGCCGUUCGCAUCCUCGAGGGUGUCCAGGCCAAGGUUGAGAACAAGAGCCAGUACGAGGCGUACCUCAAGGAGCUCACCCCGGUUAUUGAGGAGCUUGGUGUCCAGACCAAGGCUCAGCUCUACAACCUUUAA